CAGUUAUCCAAUCAUCUUUUGUGUGCAGUUUCGGAUGCACGCAGAGUUGCAGACUUUCCUCUGUACUGGGAUAACUGGACUUUUGUUUGUGAAUACAUGGACGUAUUAAAACGUUAUCGUUUUGAUUGAAGUUGUUAAACACAUUGGAACAAGCGGAGGAACGUAAACUAGCUAUAAAAUGCCAUUUUCAAGAGGAAAGAAGCCCACCACCAGCAAAAUCCCCAAACUUAACAACAAGGGAUUGGAGAACCAGCUGGAUGGCCCCCAAACCAAGCGCUCUUCCUCUUCUCCUAAAGGGGCUCCUAAGAAAAGGACUGCUUUUGUGGAUAUCACCAAUGCGCACAAAAUUGAGUUAAGCAACCCCAUCAAGAAGAAAGAACCCAUCAAGAAGGUGCAGAAGAAGACUUCAGUACUUGGAAAGAAUGAUGCCAAUUUAAGAAAACAAGCUGAAGUCAGUUCAGAGCAGGAGUCUGAGGAACUGAAGAAUGUGGAGUCACCUGUUGAGAAACAGGAAGAACCUUGUUCCGAACCUUCACUUCCCAAACGCCUUCAGGCCCCACAGAUCCCUCCAGAGUUUGACAUCGAUUCUGAGCACGUCAGCGAUGCCACACACGCACCAGAGUAUGCCAAAGAGAUCUUUGACUACCUCAAGAAUAGAGAGGAAAAGUUUGUCUUGAAUGACUUUAUGCCUGAUCAACCAAAUCUGAACAGCAAUAUGAGAGCCAUUUUAGUUGACUGGCUGGUUGAAGUUCAGGAGAAUUUUGAGUUGAAUCAUGAGACUCUGUAUCUGGCUGUGAAAAUCACAGAUCAUUAUCUUGCCACGAGUCAGACCAAACGGGAGGCUUUACAGCUUAUUGGUUCAACUGCCAUGCUCAUCGCUUCUAAAUUUGAGGAGCGGGCUCCACCUUGCCUAGAUGAUUUUCUUUAUAUUUGCGAUGAUGCCUACAAGCGCUCCCAGCUCAACGCCAUGGAGAUCUGCAUCCUGCAGGCGCUAAACUUUGACAUCAAUAUUCCAGUUCCAUACCGUUUCCUCAGGCGUUACGCCAAGUGUGUGAAUGCAGGUAUGGAUACACUGACCCUGGCGCGGUUUAUCUGUGAGCUGAGUUUGAUGGAGAUGCAGUUUGUUCCUGUGAGAGCAUCUCUUCUCGCCUCUGCCUGUCUGCUCAUCGCCCUGGUUACCAAGGACUUAGGAGGAUGGACACCAUGUCUACAGUUUCACUCGGGAUACAAUGUGGAGGAUCUCUUACCUGUGGUCAGGAACCUCCAUCAAAUGCUCACCGGCCCACCUGACAGUAAACUGGCAAUCAUCAGGAGCAAGUAUGCACACAAGGUUUUCUUUGAAGUUGCCUUAAUCCCAACAGUGAGUCUGGAGAAACUGGAAGGAUUUUUGAAGUAACCCGAGGAGAUUAUAUAAAAUGUUUCAAAUAGUGUAAAUAGUUAUAUUUAAUGUUGUAUUUUAAGCUUUUCAAAUAGUGUUAUGUGUGUACAUAACCACAAUGUAUGAACACUUUUUUCAUGUCUUUUAACACAAACCAUGCUAUUCUGCCUGUACAUGUAAAAAAUCAGUUGACCAGAACAGGCACCACUGACUCUUACAGAAACCUUUUAAUGUCCCAUAAACAGAUGAAGUAUAAAACAUAUAUAUGUUCAUUUUAAGUGCUGUUAUUUUCACCAUGUAUAUACAAUGUUUUAUUUCAUUGGUGUUCCAAAGCAUUGUAGUUAGCCAUUUCUGUGAGUUGGAUUUGUUUAUCCUUAAAUCACUUUGACAGUGUGACAAUAAAAAAACGUGUGUUGGA
Molecule: messenger RNA, 1796 nt
Organism: Triplophysa dalaica
Lineage: Eukaryota; Metazoa; Chordata; Actinopteri; Cypriniformes; Nemacheilidae
Gene: ccnb3
Product: cyclin B3
Exons: 12
Coding region: 179-1396 (405 amino acids)
Biological process (GO): regulation of cyclin-dependent protein serine/threonine kinase activity; mitotic cell cycle phase transition
Cellular component (GO): cyclin-dependent protein kinase holoenzyme complex; centrosome; cytoplasm
Molecular function (GO): cyclin-dependent protein serine/threonine kinase regulator activity
Source: RefSeq, a predicted model, not a curated record